CGUUGCAUACAGUUGCGUGACAGUAAUGUCGAAAAUUUCUAAUAAGUAAAUAUAAAUUAUUUUUUCUUCUAAAAAGUAUAAGUAUAGCAACUAUUAAUUUCGUUUCAAUAUACGUUCAUUUUAUUACCAUUGCAACAAUGACAUCAGCUAUAGAAUCUAUGGUAGUAGAUGAAAAACAACUACCAGAAAAGCCCAUUGAUAGGGAAAAGACAUGUCCACUUUUACUUCGAGUAUUUUGCAAUACAGGGAGACAUCAUAAUAUAAUGGAAUAUAGUAGAGGCAAUGUUCCUUCAAAUGAACUCCAAAUAUACACAUGGAUGGAUGCAACGUUAAGAGAAAUUACAGGAUUGGUUAAAGAAGUAAAUCCAGAUGCUCGUAGUAAAGGAACAUAUUUUGAUUUUUCAUUAGUAACUCCAGAAUUACGUAAUUCUGGAUAUCGUAUGCGUGAGAUAGGUGUUACUUGUUCAGGACAAAAGGGUGCAGAUGAUAAUAAAACACUUGCACAAGCCAGGUUUACCAUUGGUGAUUACCUAGACAUUUCUAUCACACCACCAAAUCGACAACCAGCAAUUAGACGUGGUGCAUUGCGUCAGUACUAAUUUAAGUGAUAACAAUAUUACUUUUUCUACGUUAUGUUAAUAAUCCAUUAAUUUUCCAUCAACAAGUAGUAUACAAUG
Messenger RNA from Dufourea novaeangliae, 677 nucleotides. It is a transcript of the gene Bin1, whose product is annotated as histone deacetylase complex subunit SAP18. Gene Ontology annotation, biological process: negative regulation of DNA-templated transcription. Gene Ontology annotation, cellular component: nucleus. The record is from RefSeq and is a predicted model, not a curated record. NCBI's taxonomy places the organism in Eukaryota, Metazoa, Arthropoda, Insecta, Hymenoptera, Halictidae. The transcript has 4 exons. Gene Ontology annotation, molecular function: transcription corepressor activity; transcription factor binding. The coding region runs from base 138 to 599 and encodes 153 amino acids.